This is a messenger RNA of Schizophyllum commune H4-8, 371 nucleotides long. RefSeq lists its product as uncharacterized. The record is from RefSeq and is a predicted model, not a curated record. NCBI's taxonomy places the organism in Eukaryota, Fungi, Basidiomycota, Agaricomycetes, Agaricales, Schizophyllaceae. The transcript has 2 exons. The coding region runs from base 1 to 300 and encodes 99 amino acids.
AUGACGGGGCUCGCCGUCGUUGGCCUAACCGCCUACCCAGCGAUCAAGGCAACGGCGGCAGCGGCAGCCCAUCUACCAUUAUCGCGUUGCACAGCUGGCAGAACCCCUUUCAAACCUAGCAGGCGCACACGACUGCCCUGCGAGACGGACGACCGCCAUGCGAAAUGGACGAUCGCCGCCAUAUCCGACGUUAUCCUGGUAGCCAGUUGGGCGGGAUGUCCGAAGACGAAGGUCACAAAGGACCCGACGAAACAACUGAAAUGGUCAUCAACGUCACCAAGGGCAAGCCAAACCACUUAGACCUUUCCCGUUCGCCGAACGCCCGCGAAGACGCUCAGCUACCCGGGUUGGACACACGCCCACCGAUCGAG